UUGUUGCAUUUUCAAUACGAGAUCGAAAUUUUUAUUGAUAAUAAACACAACGCACUCUACGAAUAAUGCAUAACUUUUAUAACUAUGCAACAUCAUUAGCUGCACACAUUUUGUGCGGCUUGUGUUGGGAGUUGGUGCAACAUUAAGAGAAACCACAGUUCAAUAUUUCUAAUAUGUCUGCUGACCCCACAGGCAGCUCAAUGCAGAGCUUUCACACACGCUGCGGUCGCUCCAUAACGCUUGGCAAUGGCAAUCGUUCCGCACAACGCUCAAUGCGAAAUUUUAGCCAUGCUCUCGUGUUUAGCGCAGAGCCGCUCGUGGACGAUGUGCUCUUCGAGGUGGUCAUUGAGAAGAAGAAUCACUCUUGGGGCGGUAGCAUUGAGAUUGGCGUCACAUCGGAGUCGCCCGAGGAUCUGGAAUUGGUUGCCUGCGCCACGGCCAUGCGGAAUGGUACUUGGGUAAUGUCUGGCAUCGAUGUGCGAAAGGAUGGGCGCCGCUUGCUCGAGUACUACGGUACGGAUCUAGAAACGCUCAACGAAAAUGAUCGCGUUGGAGUCAUGCGCACCUCUAACCAUGAUCUCGUCUUCUACGUCAAUGGCGAGUCGCAGGGUGUGGCCGCCAAGAACAUGCCCAAACCGCUAUGGGCUCUUGUUGAUCUCUAUGGACGUUGUGUGCAGGUGUCCCUGUGUCCCACGGACGUGAGUUCCAUCCUCAACAGCAGCAGUGAGCAGCUGCUGGACUCGCCCUUGCAACAGCCGCUUCAGCAGGUUAUCCAGAAUUUGGAAGUGCCCAUGAGUGUGGAUGUGAGCGUAGUGGACAGCAGCAAUAUUGAUGCGUUGACACGUCUCAAUCUCAAUGGUAAUGGUAGCUGCAGCUCCAGCAGUGGCAUUGGCGAUUUCUAUGAUGUUAACGAUCGUUUGAGGUUCCAUACUCGUUGCGGUUCUUUGGUCAAAUUGGUACCUAACUUUCGCUCAGCGGAGCGUCGUCGUCCGUUGGAUGAGUUUAACAAUGGCGUCGUCAUGACACAUCGUCCGCUCCGCGACAACGAACUUUUUGAGAUUCGAAUAGACAAGCUGGUGGACAAAUGGUCGGGCUCGAUUGAGGUGGGCGUCACCACGCAUAAUCCCACAAUUCUCCAUUUUCCAGCCACAAUGACGAACAUGCGCAGUGGCACCAUCAUGAUGUCCGGCUGUGGCAUUUUAACCAAUGGCAAGGGCACGCGCAGGCAGUACGGGGAAUUUAAUUUGGACGAGCUUCGCGAAGGUGACCGGGUUGGCAUGAUGCGAAAGUCUAAUGGCAACCUACACUACUACAUUAACGGCCAGGAUCAGGGCAUAGCAGCGACAAGAGUAGCCGCUACACUAUGGGGCGUCAUUGACCUAUACGGCAUGACCAUUAAAGUGACCAUUGUGGAUCGCGACGAACGUGAGCAACAGAAUUUAGUCACAAGGAGGAACAAUAUUGUCGCUGGCAUGGCUAUGGCCUGCAGCCAUGGCCAGUCUGGUACGCCUACGCUAAGUCUGUUGAGUCCGGAGAGCGAGAUGAAUGUGGCCGGUGCAACUGGUGGGCUAAGCGAAACCAUAUCCAGCACACGCGCCAUUGCACGUAAUGAUGAUCGUCUCACAUUUCAUCACAUUUGUGGCAGCCAUGCUACGGUCACGCAGAGCGGACGCACAGCGCUCCGACCCAACGCUGCCGAUGACUUCAAUAAUGGGGUAGUGCUAACCCGACGUCCUUUGCGGCCCAAUGAACUGUUCCAAGUGCGACUCGAACGCGUUGUCACCAAAUGGGCGGGGUCUGUUGAAAUGGGCGUUACCACGCACACUGCCGACGAGCUAGAUUUUCCAUUUACUAUGACUAACGUGCGCUCCGGCACUUGGAUGAUGACAGGUAAUGGGGUCAUGCAGAAUGGCGUUACUGUAAUCGAGCAGUAUGGCCAGAACCUGGAUCGCCUACAGGUGGGCGAUCGUGUGGGGGUAGUGCGUAAAGAUGAUGGCACUCUGCAUUUUUGGGUGAACGGCGUCGAUCAGGGACCCGCUGCGACAAAUGUACCGGAACGUGUGUACGGCGUGAUUGAUCUAUAUGGGCAAGCAGCACAGGCCAGCAUAAUUGACACAUCUGAAUGUGGUAGUCCAGAUACGGGAAACUCUACCAUUUCUAAUACGACGCUGUACAGCGAGGUGCCGCUACGUUUCCACAACAUUCAUGGCGCUAACGCAGGCAUCUCCAAUAGUGGAUUGACUGCAUCGCGUCCGAAUUCUUUGGCGGAGUUCAAUGAUGCCAUUGUGUUCAGUAAUCGGCCGUUGCGUAAUCGUGAACUUUUUGAAGUCGAGCUAGAGACUAUGGUCCGUCAUUGGUCGGGCAACAUUGAGAUUGGUGUCACUGGCACAAGGCCGGAGGAUAUACAACUGGCACCCAAUGCGACCGACUUGGAGGCCAAUGACACCAUCAUACUGUGCGGUCCAAUGAUCUUCCACAAUCGCAAGACCAUACGUACCAAUGUACUCAUUGAUUUGGACACUCUUGGCACAGGAGCACGGGUUGGCGUGAUGCGCAAUGGCGACUACAUACACUUCUUUGUGGACGGCAUGGACCAGGGCCCGGCUGGGGAGUGCCAUGCGCCCAACAUUUGGGCCAUUAUUGAUCUCUAUGGGCAGUGCGCACAGGUUAGCCUGACCCAGACACAGCUGGACAUACGUGCUCCGUAUGCCACCAGCGAGAAUUCGCAGAGCUGCCAAGCGACGUCCGUUAUACAACAUCCAGCGUUGGAGACGAAGCAUCGCUGGACUUUCGUCUCGGGCAACGUUGUGUUAACCAAGGAUUGGACAGAGGCAUCCCGAUAUACAGGAUCUACGGCUGCCCUUUCGCAUAGCCUGGUCUUUGCAGAGCAUCCACUGAGUGUGGGCUCACCCUUUGAAAUAAAGAUUACAUCUAUAAAUCCCAUGUUUGCCGGCUGCCUCAGCAUUGGCAUCACAGAUCUCAACUUGGGCGAUGAAAGCGUGCGGAAGAAGCUGCCAACGAGCCUUAAACGUAUUCCAGCAAAUGUCUGGUAUGUGAGCGGCAAUGAGGUGCGCUUGAAUUCCAGCUGCCUGCAACGGUCGCUUGCCUCGCUGGAGUGGCUGCGCGUGGAUGAUCGCAUUACGCUGGAGCGCGUGGAAAACUCAGUGAACAUUCUGCUAAACUCCGAGAAUGUGAACAUUCAAUUUCACAAUGUGCCCAACAAUGUGUACGUUGUUGCCGAGCUGCUCGGCUCGACGAUGGCUGUUCAGGUGAUCUCUACUCAAGUUCCCGCGUCUCCUUUGCGUCCAUGCAGCCUACGACUACAGGACUCCAUGGACUUUGGCAUGGAUCCUCUGAACAAGCAGGACAGCUCAAUGCUGGAGUCGAUCGAUUCAGAGGCGCAAACUUAUGAAUUUGUGGACAUAUCCAAUAAGUAUACGCGCCUCUCCGAUGAUCGUCGAAGUGCAUCCAGAAGCAAGUCGUUUAACCAGGCUAUUGUGUAUCUCAACAAACCUUUGUGCAAGGGCGAAAGCAUCAGCAUCAAAGUAGAUGCCAUUAACAACAAAUGGAAGGGUACUUUGAGCUUGGGUGUGUUGGCAGCUUGUCCUCAAGCACUGUCUGUGCCCAUAUCGCUACUCAACUGCAAGCGCAGCUGCUGGCUGGCCACGCACGACUACAUCAACAUCAAUGGCCAGGUAAUGGCCUCCAAAUAUGGUGAAGCACUUGAUAGCAUUCAGGUGGGCACAGUGAUUACCAUCACCCUCACACACGCUGGCAUGUUAAUUAUUAUGGUAGGCUCUACGAAUCUAGAGGAUUUGGCCAGCGGCUUGCCUAGUCAUGUGUAUCCAAUUUUUGAUAUAUAUGGAAAGUGCGAGAAAAUCACUUUGCUUACGGGCAAUGAUGCCACUCGCACUGGCAAUGCCAACGGCACGCCCAUUUUGGAGGCACCUGAGGCGUUGGAGCUGGACAAUAUGCCGCAACAGUGCGAGAAGGCACAUUUAGAAAUGCACGAGAAGGAGAAGGAUACGGAGCAACUCAGCGAUAGUGCUAGAGAGUUGCCCACAGGUGCCUCAACUUCCGCCUCAGCCAAUGUCAUGACCCGUUCGGUUAUGGAGAGCGUCUCCGAGAACCUGUUGCUUAAUAUUUCCAUUAAAAAUCGGACCCUUGAACAACAGCGCAAUGAACUCGGCGGCUCAUCGUCCACCUGUUGCUUGCGCGAGUCCUUGCAGCUUCAGCAUAACACAAAUCUGAAUAUACAGCGGAGUCAGAGUACCCAACGGUUUCAGAACUCGCUGAAUACAUCAACAGGUGGUGGUGGUGCGAGUAGUUCGAAUACAGCGGGUCAGUCUCAUGGCUCAAACGUAGUGUAUGACACCAACAAGGAGUAUGAUGAGCAAGUUUUGUGCUCUAGUGCUGUUGCACCAGCUAUGGACGCUUCGCAUGAGUCGGAGCACAGUGAGAACAACGCAGAGGCAGUUGUUGAGGCAGCCAAUGAACGCGAACAGUCUAGCGAGCCGGAUAAUGUGCUGGAGGAUGAUGAGAUUGAUUAUAUGAAUCAUUUACUGCUGCUACAGCAGCUUCAACAGAAUGAAUACACGCGCAUGCAACAUCAUUUGAUACCGGACCAAAUGUCAUUACUUAAUUUGGAUCUCUCCUCGCUCAACUCCUUGGAAUCGGAAACGAAUUCCAGUGGCAAUGCCCGAGACUCGUUGCGUACUGCAGCUGCAGCUAUGGAGCAAAACGAUUGCGAAUAUUUGAAGCAGGUGAAACGGUUCUGUGCGUCCCUGGUGUUGCCACAGGCCUUUUUUGACAUUCGCCUCGAUCCGAUUUGCUUCUGCUCGAAGUGCAGCGGCAAUAGCAACGGUAACGGCGACAAACUGGAGGGCUGGGUGUACUUUAAGUUGAAUCAACAGACCGUUAAUGCGCUAAGUACAUCAACUUCGUCCGCAGCCGGAUCUUUGGCAGCACAGGUGCACUUGGAUCUAAAUGGUGACUGGCUGCCCUUCUACUACAUGACACGUGUGGAUAAGAUUCGAGCCAUUUUGGAUCGUGGCCAGCCGUUGCCGCUUGAAAUGGACGAGGACACUGUAGCGGCCACGCACAAAGAUGAGCCCGGCACACGUCUGGAGCUCUACUAUUCGCCCAAUGCUACAGUGAUUGAACCGGUGCUGCCACAGCAUCAUUAUGUCUCUGAUCAAGGCGUCCAUCGCAUUUCCACCUCGUUUGAGGUGUACGUGCGUCGGCAAUCCAUCUCCGGUGUGACCACGGGCAAAGCAGCUACCGAGGCCAAACGACGCAGUCUGCAUACGACCGAUAAUGAGGCUCCGAAUGAUGGAUCCGGUGGUGCUGCUGGCGGUGCUUGCAGCAGCUCUGGUUCGUUAAAUGAAUCUUCUGUGCAUCUGCUCAACGAUCUGUGCUGGUUUACAAAGGAGGCGGGCGCCUGCAUCAUAAAUGCAUUAAUAAUUAAAUUGGAUCGCACCGAAGAGCCUUCAAGCGAACCCUAAACAAAUAAUUUAUAGUUAAUAAUAUUUAUACACUAGUCACCAGCUCGCAGCCAAACUUCCUAUUUAUCUCAUAUACAUACACGCUAGCUAUCCACGCAUUCGCAUUCCCCUUUAUAAACAAGUUUUAUAAUAUAAGCGCCUAUAAAUCUCGAAAUAUAAUCACAAUGUUACACAU
This is a messenger RNA of Drosophila hydei, 5679 nucleotides long. It is a transcript of the gene Neurl4, whose product is annotated as neuralized-like protein 4. The transcript has 9 exons. The record is from RefSeq and is a predicted model, not a curated record. The coding region runs from base 174 to 5504 and encodes 1776 amino acids. NCBI's taxonomy places the organism in Eukaryota, Metazoa, Arthropoda, Insecta, Diptera, Drosophilidae.